Messenger RNA from Penicillium brasilianum, 1022 nucleotides. NCBI's taxonomy places the organism in Eukaryota, Fungi, Ascomycota, Eurotiomycetes, Eurotiales, Aspergillaceae. The record is from the annotation of a GenBank genome assembly.
CUGCGGGUCCCCUAUUUAGAGACGACCAUUCUCCCUAAUUUGCAUCAUGAGUUUAAAUCUAAUCCGACUGUUAUUCUAGUUGAUGGUUGAUGGCCAGACCAGCUGCGCCGUCAAGAUGAAACUUUUCCUAUGCACUCUUUCGUGGAUACCGCUCGUUAACGCAUGGACUUUUCUGUACACCAACGCGACCGGAAAUGCCACCAUCCUGCAUGAAACUGGAACGGAAAAUUGCACAGAAAUCGACCUCGCGGGAGGAAAACUCUUCUCUUGGGAUCCUGAGGACUCCGGUCUUUGCAUCUCGAUAUACUACGAUGCCACGUGCAAGGACAGAGGGGGCCUCACUUGUAACGCUUGGAGUAAGAAUGCGAGUACGACGUUCCAUGGCAUCCAAAUCUACUCCCAAUCAGAUGCUUCUUCCGCAUCUGUUUCCAGCUCGACCCCAACAUCCACGACCUCUGCCUCCUCUACUUCGAGUUCUACCUCAGCAUCAACGACAAGAUCCACAUCCACAUCAUCUGUCCCUACCUCCACAGCCACCUCUGCAACCCCUGCAACAGCGGGGAAUGGUUCCUCAUCGUCACUCUCAGGCGGUGCUAUCGCUGGCAUCGUGAUCGGAGUUGUGGCUGGAGUUGCCAUCGUCGGAGGGUUGUUCUUCUACUUUGGACGCCGAAACCGCAGGAACGACAACGUGACGGCUGGUAAUGAGCAGUCCGGCCCGACGCCUGGCUCAAUUUCUGGAGAACCACAUGGCCCGUAUUCUCCACGAGCAUCAAUGCUAGCAGCUGGAUAUGCCCAGCCACCAUACACAGACAACUCAGAUAAAGCUCCAAACUCAUCCAGCGGCAUGUCUUCAGUACGUCCCGCUCCGGGAUCUCGCGUGGUGGCACUAGCAGGUCAUGACCGGGCGGUUGAGUUGGGAAAUAGCCUAAUCAGUGAAUUAGAUGGUCAGCCGUCAGAGAAGUUAUCUUAUCGAUUUUCAUGAUUUUUCAUGUCGGGUACCUACCCAGGCGAUGUGAAAUUAU